Messenger RNA from Parnassius mnemosyne (clouded apollo), 1041 nucleotides. The record is from the annotation of a GenBank genome assembly. NCBI's taxonomy places the organism in Eukaryota, Metazoa, Arthropoda, Insecta, Lepidoptera, Papilionidae.
AUGGAGUGGACGCUUAAAGAAGACCGUGUUGCAGUUAUUGCGUUGCAUCGUUGCGGUUACGCGCCAAUUAAAAUUUUUCACAUACUGAAAAAUUUGAAUAUAACCAAAAGAUUCGUCUAUCGUACCAUCAAACGAUACAAUGAAGACUCUAGUGUAGAUGACAGGUCAAGAAGUGGUCGCCCUCGGUCUGUUAGGACUCCAGCAGUGAUAAAUGCUGUGAAGGCGCGAAUUCAAAGAAAUCCCAAACGUAAGCAGAAACUGUUGGCCCUUCAAAUGGGGUUAAGCAGAACCACGGUGAAAAGGGUGUUAAAUGAAGACUUAGGGCUUCGGGCAUAUCGAAGAAAAACAGGACAUCGUUUGAAUGCUCGUCUAAUGGACCUGAGACUGAAGAGAUGCCGCUCUUUGUUGAAGUGGUACGCGGGAAAAAAAUAUCGGGAAAUUCUUUUUUCGUUUGAAAAAAUUUUUACCGUAGAAGAGAGCUACAACAAACAAAAUGAUAAGAUGUACGCACACAGUAGUGAAGAAGCGAGCAACCGUAUUCUGCGUGUCCAACGAGGUCAUUUUCCAUCCUUGCUCAUGGUAUGGUUGGGAGUUUCUUAUUGGGGCUUAACAGAGGUACAUUUUUGUGAGAAAGGUGUAAAAGCGAAUGGAGUUGUGUAUCAAAAUACAGUCCUGAAGAACCUUGUGGAACCUGUUUCUCAUACCAUGUUCAAUAACAGGCACUGGGUAUUCCAACAAGAUUCAGCGCCAGCUCAUAGAGCGAAGAGCACACAAGACUGGCUGGCGGCGCGUGAAAUCGACUUCAUCCGGCACGAAGACUGGCCCUCCUCCAGUCCAGAUUUGAAUCCGUUAGAUUACAAGAUAUGGCAACACUUGGAGGAAAAGGCGUGCUCAAAGCCUCAUCCCAAUUUGGAGUCACUCAAGACAUCCUUGAUUAAGGCAGCCGCCGAUAUUGACAUGGACCUCGUUCGUGCUGCGAUAGACGACUGGCCGCGCAGAUUGAAGGCCUCUAUUCAAAAUCACGGAGGUCAUUUUGAAUAA